Pyrus x bretschneideri (Chinese white pear) is the source of this 4094-nucleotide messenger RNA. RefSeq names its product protein EXPORTIN 1A. Gene Ontology annotation, biological process: protein export from nucleus; ribosomal large subunit export from nucleus; ribosomal small subunit export from nucleus. Gene Ontology annotation, cellular component: cytoplasm; nucleus. Gene Ontology annotation, molecular function: small GTPase binding; nuclear export signal receptor activity. Lineage: Eukaryota; Viridiplantae; Streptophyta; Magnoliopsida; Rosales; Rosaceae. The transcript is spliced from 32 exons. The record is from RefSeq and is a predicted model, not a curated record. Bases 290 to 3526 code for a protein of 1078 amino acids.
UUCUCUACUGCUUCAUUUUCAAGCUGUCUUUAUUUCCCUCCCCCCUUCUCUCUCUCUUCUUUUUCCCCUAAUUAAUAUAUAAAUAAAUACCCACACACCCUUUCGCUCCUUCCUCAGCACUAUUCUCUUUACUUCUCUCUCUAGAAUCUUUUCUCUCUCCUAGGGUUUCGGUGGCUUCCGGUGUCUCUAUUUCCUCCUCUCCACACUGCUUUCGCGCUCUAGGGUUUAUCGGCUUGGGUGUCUACGAUCGUCCUUCCUUCUCUCUCUCCCCCUUUCUCACUCAGUGGCUAUGGCGGCUGAGAAGCUAAGGGACUUGAGCCAGCCGAUUGACGUUGGCCUGCUCGAUGCCACCGUCGCCGCCUUCUACGGCACCGGAUCUAAGGAGGAGAGGACAGCUGCAGACCAGAUAUUGAGGGACUUGCAAAACAAUCCUGAUAUGUGGCUCCAAGUUGUGCACAUUUUACAGAGCACAAAGAACCUAAACACCAAGUUCUUUGCCUUGCAGGUCUUAGAAGGGGUUAUCAAGUACAGGUGGAAUGCAUUGCCUGUUGAACAGCGAGACGGAAUGAAAAAUUAUAUCUCUGAUGUCAUUGUACAGCUAUCAAGUAAUGAGGCCUCUUUUCGAAUGGAAAGACUUUAUGUCAGCAAACUCAAUGUUAUAUUGGUUCAGAUUUUAAAGCAUGAUUGGCCCACUAAAUGGCGAAGCUUUAUUCCGGAUCUUGUAUCAGCUGCUAAAACUAGUGAAACCAUUUGCGAAAAUUGUAUGGCCAUAUUGAAGCUUCUAAGUGAAGAGGUAUUUGAUUUCUCAAGAGGGGAAAUGACACAGUUGAAGAUUAAAGAGCUUAAACAAUCAUUGAACAGUGAGUUUCAACUCAUUCAUGAGUUAUGCUUAUAUGUACUAUCAGCCUCUCAACGAACCGAGCUGAUACGUGCAACAUUAUCCACAUUGCAUGCUUUCCUCUCAUGGAUUCCCCUGGGCUAUAUUUUUGAGUCCCCUUUGCUUGAAACCCUUCUGAAGUUUUUUCCCAUGCCUUCAUAUCGGAAUCUUACCCUUCAGUGUCUAACGGAGGUUGCAGCACUUAGUUUCGGUGAAUUCUAUAAUGCGCAGUAUGUUAAGAUGUACAGUAUAUUCAUGGUGCAAUUACAGACUAUUCUUCCACCCACCACAAACAUACCUGAAGCUUACACAAAUGGAUCUGGCGAGGAACAGGCAUUCAUUCAGAACUUGGCACUGUUUCUCACUUCGUUUUACAAGGCGCAUAUUCGUGUUCUUGAAACCACACAAGAGACUAUAGCUGCAUUGCUGAUGGGUCUUGAAUAUCUUAUAAACAUCUCAUAUGUGGAUGACACCGAAGUUUUUAAGGUUUGCUUAGACUAUUGGAAUGCUUUGGUUUUGGAACUGUUUGAGGCACAUCAUAAUCUGGAUAACCCUGCAGCAUCUGCCAAUAUGAUGGGGUUGCAGAUGCAGAUGAAUUUGCUUCCUAGUAUGGUUGAUGGCAUUGGCUCACAACUUUUGCAAAGGCGGCAAAUAUAUGUUGGUAUUAUGUCAAAGUUGAGGUUGCUCAUGAUCUGUCGUAUGGCUAAGCCAGAAGAGGUUAUCAUUGUUGAAGAUGAGAAUGGCAACAUUGUUCGUGAGACCUUGAAGGACAAUGAUGUUCUAGUUCAAUAUAAGAUCAUGAGGGAGACGCUGAUAUAUUUGUCACAUCUUGACCACGAUGAUACCGAGAAGCAGAUGCUAAAGAAAUUAAACAAACAACUGACUGGUGAGGAUUGGGCAUGGAACAACUUAAACACAUUAUGCUGGGCAAUAGGGUCUAUAUCUGGUUCCAUGAUGGAAGAACAGGAAAAUAGAUUUUUGGUGAUGGUCAUUCGUGACUUGCUGAACUUGUGUGAAAUCAUAAAAGGGAAAGAUAAUAAAGCAGUUAUUGCAAGCAACAUCAUGUAUGUUGUCGGACAGUACCCAAGGUUCUUAAGAGCUCAUUGGAAGUUCCUAAAGACUGUUGUCAAUAAGUUGUUUGAGUUUAUGCACGAAACACAUCCUGGAGUCCAGGACAUGGCCUGCGACACAUUCUUGAAAAUUGUUCAAAAGUGCAAGCGUAAAUUUGUUAUUGUACAGGUUGGAGAAAAUGAACCAUUUGUGUCUGAACUCCUGACAAGCCUGCCGAAUACUGUUGGCGAUCUUCAGCCUCACCAGAUUCAUACUUUCUAUGAAGCUGUUGGUCAUAUGAUUCAAGCAGAGUCUGAUCCCAAGAAGAGAGAAGAAUAUCUACAGAGAUUGAUGAGUCUCCCAAAUCAGAAAUGGGCCGAGAUCAUAGGGCAAGCACGCGUAAGUGUUGAUUUCCUGAAGGAUCAGGAGGUAAUUCGGACCGUGCUUAAUAUAUUACAGACAAAUACUAGCGUUGCGAGCUCCCUCGGGACAUUUUUCCUGUCUCAGAUCUCAAUGAUCUUUCUGGACAUGCUUAAUGUGUACAGGAUGUACAGUGAGCUUGUAUCUAGUAACAUUGCGGAAGGGGGUCCCUAUGCUUCUAAAACAUCCUAUGUGAAACUUCUACGGUCGGUGAAGAGGGAGACUCUCAAGUUGAUUGAGACAUUCUUGGACAAGGCCGAAGACCAACCACAGAUAGGAAAACAAAUUGUGCCUCCCAUGUUGGAUCCAGUCCUAGGUGACUAUGCUAGGAAUUUGCCUGAUGCUAGAGAGUCAGAGGUUUUGUCACUUUUUGCCACCAUCAUAAAUAAGUACAAGGGUGCAAUGAUAGAUGAUGUGCCAAGAAUAUUUGAAGCUGUUUUCCAGUGCACAUUGGAGAUGAUCACCAAAAAUUUUGAAGAUUACCCAGAACAUCGCUUGAAGUUCUUUUCUUUACUUCGUGCCAUUGCUGCACACUGCUUUGCUGCAUUGAUUCAAUUAUCGAGUCCGCAACUAAAGCUUGUCAUGGAUUCAAUUAUAUGGGCGUUUCGGCACACCGAAAGAAAUAUUGCUGAAACUGGGCUGAAUCUGUUGUUGGAAAUGCUUAGAAACUUUCAGAAAUCAGAGUUCUGUAAUCAGUUUUACCGUACAUACUUUCUGACAAUCGAGCAAGAAAUAUUUGCUGUCUUGACUGAUACAUUUCAUAAGCCUGGGUUCAAGUUGCAUGUCUUGGUUCUUCAACAUUUGUUCAGCCUGGUGGGAAGUGAUCUGUUGAAGGAGCCUUUGUGGGAUGUUGCAGCUGUUCCUUAUCCAUAUCCUAAUAAUGGAAUGUUUGUUCGUGAAUAUACAAUAAAGCUUUUGAGUACUUCAUUCCCGAACAUGACUGGGGCGGAGGUCACUCAAUUUGUGAAUGGACUAUUUGAAUCAACUGCUGACGUACCCACUUUUAAAAAUCACAUCCGAGACUUCCUAGUGCAAUCCAAAGAAUUUUCAGCACAGGACAACAAAGAUCUUUAUGCAGAGGAGGCUGCUGCUCAGAGAGAGAAAGAUCGGCAACGAAUGCUUUCUAUUCCUGGACUUAUUGCCCCCAAUGAAAUACAGGACGAAAUGGUUGAUUCCUAGGAGGCUAAGUUUAAUGAUGAAGCUAAUUUCGAGGACAAUUGAUGGAGAUGCAAAUGGGCGUGUUGAUUCAUUCCUCAGAAUCUUCCAGCGCAAAUACAGCAUUUUUUUUUCCCUAAUUAGUUUCUGUUUUGUUUCUUAGUUCAAAAUUAGUUGAAUCGCAAAGGCGCCUUUAGCGUGCUGUUUGCACUGUAGCCUUUGAAAUCUAUUGGGAUGGUAGUAGAGUAUUUAGGUGCUGCUGAUUUAGGGAGGAAGAUAUUGAGAAGGGUUUUGCUGGAUCAAAAUUAAUCUUUUGUAGUUCGAACUCGUCAGGCGGGGUUCUUUAAAAGAUGUUUAUGUUAUUUGUCUUAGGUGUAAUAUAUACUAACCUCGCUGUGUUGUGCAGAAGUUCCUCAUAUUUUUUGUUUGUUUGUUCUAGUUUUCAAUAGAACGUGGUUGCCUCGUCGAUUUCAUGAGGUUUAGGGCGCAUAUAUUUUUGUUACAUGGUAGGGGGAGUGAAAUCUGUGUAAUUCGAUUGUGUUUAAUGUAUGUUUCUAUUUGAUUUAGAAAUCCUCUUUAAGUUUUUGUUUCA